Sparassis crispa is the source of this 738-nucleotide messenger RNA. RefSeq lists its product as hypothetical. The coding region runs from base 1 to 738 and encodes 245 amino acids. The record is from RefSeq and is a predicted model, not a curated record. The transcript has 3 exons. Lineage: Eukaryota; Fungi; Basidiomycota; Agaricomycetes; Polyporales; Sparassidaceae.
AUGUCACCGAGCACGAAAUCCUCGCGGGACAUCAAAAUCAAUGUCCCUCGCCACAACUCUCAGAGGAUUGGACCAGUUUUGACCUCACAUAUUGAGUCCCUUGCUCGUACGCAGCAUGUUCGCGUCGAUAUACGGCAGACGGCAGACGAGCCAACAAGCCCAUUGGCACAAGCUGUUGAAAAUGCAUCGGACUGGAAUUCUCUGCUCAUGACUGCCCGUGCAGAACGGGGUCCCCAGUGGGACGUCGGCACCCAACUAUUUGCAGUUGAUGAGUACUCUGAACUCUACUAUGACCCGUCUCUUUUGCUCGAAUACCAGAAAGAAAGCCGGGAAGACGGGGACGAGCCGUCAUCAUCCAGCGAUAAUAAGCAAUCGUCCGAUCUACCCAGCUCUCCACAAAUUCGCCGUACUCCCAGUCAUGGCUCUCCACAUACUUCGCAAAUGCAAUCUCAGCACCCUGGCCAAUUUCACGGCGCGCCUCCACUCACCUCUCCCCGGCACCCGUAUGCAAACCACGGAAUGGGUUUCGCCAAUAUGGGUUCAGUUCCCCCCGCUCAGUUUUAUGGCGCUGGUGGCGGGCACGACGGCUUGUCCGUGUCCCCCAUGCGCAUGGGAAUGAACAUGGGUGGAGCCAACAUGGGCAUGAACCUACCUCCUGGGAUGGAUCCCCUUUCGCCGGACGUGCGGCGGCGUGUGACGAGGGGCAUGAGCGCCGACGAGUUUGGUGGCAUGCAUUAA